Peromyscus maniculatus bairdii (prairie deer mouse) is the source of this 4993-nucleotide messenger RNA. It is a transcript of the gene Cep104, whose product is annotated as centrosomal protein 104. The record is from RefSeq and is a predicted model, not a curated record. Lineage: Eukaryota; Metazoa; Chordata; Mammalia; Rodentia; Cricetidae. Gene Ontology annotation, cellular component: cilium.
AUGGGAGCGUGGCUGCGGCCCGGGCGCUGGGCAGAGGCGGCCCGGGCUGCUCCUCCGCUGCCCUCGCCUCAGUGGCCCGGGGUGGGGGCGGCCGGACCGAGGCGAGGCUCCUCCGAAGGGAGCGGAGGCUGGCAUCGCAGCGUCCCGCGGGCUCGUCUCCGCGGCGCUCUGUGACCCCGCGCGGCCUGGGUCCUCAGCAGGCACCGGGGCGGAAGACACCUGGCCGUGGAGGAACGUGGCCGCUGCCCGCUCCAGGCCUCCGGGCCGCGCAUCUCGGCCUUAGUGUCGGCAAUCCGGGUCCAGCCCCGCCUUGUCCUCUUCUGGGUGCGUUACUGAACAGGACCAAUUACCACAAGACUAAAGACUGUAGCUCUGGCCCCGGAACUCUUCCCUGAUCUUCUGAACAGCCCAUGUGUGCAGAAUGCCCCACAAGAUUGGAUUUGUAGUGGUCAGCUCUUCUGGACAUGAAGAUGGCUUCAGUGCCCGAGAACUAAUGAUCCAUGCACCGACUGUCAGUGGCUGGAGGUCACCAAAGUUCUGCCAGUUUCCACAAGAGAUUGUUCUCCAGAUGGUGGAGAGGUGUCGGAUAAGGAAGCUGCAGCUGCUCGCUCACCAGUACAUGAUCUCCAGUAAGGUCGAGUUCUACAUCAGUGAAAGCUUGCCCGAAUACCUGGUGCCAUACCAAGCAGAGCGAUUCCGCAGACUGGGCUAUGUCUCUCUCUGCGACAAUGGAAAGACAGGCUGCAAGGCCCGGGAGCUCAAGUCUGUGUACGUGGAUGCCGUGGGGCAGUUUCUUAAACUGAUUUUUCACCAAAACCAUGCCAACAAGUACAACAUAUAUAAUCAGGUGGCUUUGGUUGCAAUAAAUAUCAUUGGAGACCCUGCAGAUUUUGGUGAUGACAGCAAUAUUACCUCUAGAGAGAAGCUGAUUGACCAUUACCUUGGCCACAGUCCCCACAGUGAGGACCCAGCUCUAGAAGGAACUUUUGCUGGGAGAUCUGACUAUAUCUCUCCACUUGAUGACUUGGCAUUUGACAUGUACCAAGACCCCGAAGUCGCACAGAUCAUCCGCAGGCUGGAUGAAAAGAAACGGGACGCUGUCAAGAAGGAGCGCUAUGACCAUGCCAAGAAACUGAAGCAAGCCAUCGCUGACCUACAGAAGGUCGGUGAGCGCCUGGGACGCUACGAGGUGGAGAAGCGCUGCGCAGUGGAGAAAGAAGACUAUGACCUGGCCAAGGAAAAGAAACAGCAAAUGGCACGCUACCGUGCCCAGGUGUACGAACAGCUGGAGCUGCAUGGCCUCCUGCAGGGCGAGCCAGAGAUACAGCGGCCUUUCGCUUUGCCCCUCCAGCCCCUUGCUUCACCCAGCAGUCCCCAGCACUGGAAGGCAGUGUCCUCACUCCCGCGCACAGAAGAGCUAGUAGCAGAAGACACAUUUGCAGGCCCUAUCCUCCAGGAAAAGCCCUUGGCAUAUACCUUGGCAUCUUCUCCUCGGCAUUCAGCAGUGGACCAGUCCCCGCCUGCCGCAGUCCCUGCACCUAGGAGCCAUGUGGACGCCCUGCCCUAUGAUGAACGGCCUCUUCCUAUUACUCGAAAGCAGUUGGGGGAAGCAUCUGCAGAACCAGAAGUGAGAGAGCCAGACAGCAGUGAUGUCCGGAGACGGGGUGUCUCAGGGGAACCCGAGCCCUUGACAGAGAAGGCCUUGAGAGAAGCCAGUUCUGCCAUUGACACCUUAGGCGAAGCCUUGGUGGCUGGGGCCUAUUCUAAGACGUGGUCCUGCCGAGAGGAUGCACUGCUGGCAUUGUACAAGAAGCUGAUGGAGAUGCCUGUUGGAACCCAGAAGGAAGAUUUGAAAAACAUACUCAGAGCAUCUGUCUUUCUCAUCAGAAGAGCCAUAAAGGACAUUGUGACCUCAGUCUUCCAGGCUUCACUGAAAUUGCUGAAAAUGAUAAUUACACAGUAUAUCCCCAAGCACAAGCUGAGCAAACUGGAAACAACACACUGUGUGGAGAGAGCUGUUCCCCUUUUACUCAGCAGGACCGGAGACUCCUCGGCUCGCCUCCGUGUCAUAGCUGUGAAUUUCAUUCAGGAAAUGGCCUUGUUUAAGGAGGUGAAGUCUCUCCAGCUCAUCCCGUCCUACUUGGUGCAGCCGCUGAAGGCCAAUGCUUCUGUUCAUCUGGCAAUGAGCCAAGUGGACCUUCUGGCCCGGCUGCUGAGAGACCUGGGCACUGGGAACUCAGGUUUCACCGUGGACAAUGUGAUGAAGUUUGCACUGAGCGCCCUGGAGCACAGGGUGUAUGAGGUGCGAGAGACAGCAGUCAAAAUCAUCCUGGACAUGUACAGACAGCACCCAGCCCUCACCCUGGAGCACCUUCCUCCAGAAGACAGCAGCACACGCAAGAACCUUCUCUACAAAGCCAUUUUUGAGGGAUUUGCUAAGAUAGAUGGCAGACCAACGGAGGCUGAAGUCAGGGCCCAGAAGAGAGCAGCCACAAAGGAAGCAGAAAAACAGAAGAAAGAGGAGAUGAAGGCUCUGCAGGGCCAGUUGGCCGCUCUGAGAGAGACCCAAGCUGGAGCCCAGGAGAAUGACGCUAUGAAGCUCAAGAAUCAAGACCCUCAAGGAAGGAAAGCUGCCCCACCUGAGACUCCAGAAAUCCCAGACAACCACUAUUUGGAUAAUCUGUGCAUCUUUUGUGGGGAGAGGAAUGAGUCCUUCACAGAAGAGGGUCUGGACCUGCACUACUGGAAACACUGCCUCAUGCUGACGAGAUGUGACCACUGCAGGCAGGUGGUUGAGAUAUCCAGCCUGACGGAACACCUGCUGACAGAAUGUGACAGAAGGGACGGGUUUGGGAAGUGCCACCGCUGCAGCGAGGCUGUUCCCAAGGACGAGCUUCCCAGGCACAUCAAAACUAAGGAGUGCAACCCUGCCAAAUCGGAGAAGGUGGCAAACCGAUGUCCUCUGUGUCAUGAGAACUUUGCCCCUGGAGAAGAGGCAUGGAAGGCUCAUCUGAUGGGCCCUACCGGCUGCACAAUGAACCUGCGCAGGACACACAUUCUCUCCAAGGCCACAGCCCCACAACAAGGGAAGGGCCCAGCAGCAUCGAAGUCAGGAACCUCAGGACCCAAGGUUGGAAGCAAGAUACCCACCCCAAAGGGGGGCCUGAGUAAGAGCUCCAGCAGGACAUACACAAGACAGUGACAGUUUCUGUCUCUGCCAGGGCUGUGCCAGUUUCCCCAUUCUAAGCCAUGUGUGUUGACGUAGUGAUGCUGGGCUCAGUACCGCUGUCCCUGGCCUCUUGUGUCACAGUGUCUGCUCUCACAGGAACAGAGUGUGUGGAUUUGACCAAAGAACCCUCCCAGUCUAGGUCCCACAGUGCUGGACCCUUUGUCAGUGCCCAGGCACAGAAGCACAUCUUGCUCAGGAAACAGCAGUGCAGCACCCACUUCCCUUACUACUGAGAUGUACCCUAAACGUUGAGCUCACUGGUGUCUGUUGCACGUUGUGGACUUUGCACAGGGCUGAGCUCACCUUUGGUGGCCCUAGAGGACAGCAGCAGGCCAGGCUGAGCCUGCUGUGCCGUCUCUCAUACGCCUGUCUGCUAGGUUGUCACGCCAUGUACAGCAACAAGCAAUAAAGGAAAGCAAGCAAAAGAGAGCCAUUCUAAGAACAGUCCCCUCCAACACACUUUGCCCAGUGCUCCUUGUGCACACCUAUCCUCAUGACCCCACUGACAGCCCUACCUUGAUGCCAUCUGUCAGUGGCUCAGAGUCCUAAGUGGAUUUUGGAUGAUGUCCCCCUGGCUACCCUAUUCUCACCUGACCAUAGCCCACCUGCAACCCACAAAGACAAGUCCCGCACACCUUGCUGGCCCAGAGCCUCCAAAUGAGUUGUGUUAUGUUCCGUGAUGUAAGUGAACCCACUCUCCAAAAUCAUUCAUAGUAUGUCCCUCACAAGUGCUUCACUGAACAAUGGCUCAGACCUCAGGAGACACCUGCCAGCAUCCUCACCUGCCUUCCUACCAGGAGCUCUGGUCAGACAAGCAUCUGUGGGAAGGACCGAGUCCAUCUGAAGCUCCUGUCACUGUCCCUGGCCACCAUGGGAUGAAGGGCGGCCCACUGAGGCCCUGCACUGAGCCUGCUUCCUGAGGUUUUCCUCAUGUCCCUUUGAAAUGUCUAGGAUUGAGAAAAUUAGUGUUAUAAAAAUUAGGGCAUAUUUCUUUAAAAUUCUCAACCAUGUAAAACAAAAUCCAUAAACAUGUAUAGGUGCCUAAGCAGCGAGCAUGCUGGGUAGUUAAUCCCAUGAACUCAACCCCUGCUUUUGGCAAACAGCUCCUACUGUGCUUGGCCCAGAGCAUCAAAUGGAACAGCGUUUGUUGAGAGGAGAAUCCUGUCAAAGGCCUUGAGUGUGGAGAGCACGAAAUGACUGAGAAAGCCAAGCACAGGUACCAUAGGGUAACAAGGAGGUCCUUCGGGUCAGACGCUGGCCAUUGUCUUCUAGCCCAUCUCAAAGUAUGGACAGCAAUGGAAAGUUAACCUCAGAACUUAAGAAACAGAUACCUGUAAUGCUUUCUAUCUGUUGUAACCUUAAGCUAUUUGUAAAAAUCCUUCCUUCUUAGCCUAGCACAGUGGCUCACACCUGAACUGGCGCUUGGGAAGCCAGAGUCAGAAGCUCACCACAAGUUCAAGGGAAGCCUGGCUCCAGAAUGAGACUCUGGCUCAAAAUUAAACAGAACAGAAAAUAAUCCUUUGUUUUUAGCUCCCACGUUUGCCUGUUACAGAAUCAUGAGUUUCUGCAGAGGUGACUGGCGGUAUUGGCAGCCACAAAGCUCCACACCACUGUGCUUGAUUCAGGGAAGGAGCUAAUAACCCCACCACUGAUAAUAUCAAAAUGUGGAACACUCCUCAUGCUUCACAUAUGAUAUGUUGUGGAUAUUUAAUAUUUAUUUAUAUUAUUUUCAUAAAAGAUUCUAUUAAAUCUAAUUUAAAGGAA